GAACACUGUCCAGUUCUUCUCUUACAGUUGCUGCUGCUACUCCAUAGCAAGGGUGAAAAUGCCUUGGGGCUAUUUUGGUUCACAUCUCUUAUUUCUGUUAUCUUUCAGUCCCCUCCUGUUCUUUGACUAUACUAUAGCUACGGAGACUGAAACAGAUCUACCAUUGAUUCCCACAGAUAAACUUAUAGUUUUAACUGUAGCAACACAAGAAACAGAUGGAUUUCAUCGAUUCAUGCAAUCUGCAAAAUACUUCAACUAUAAUGUGAAGGUCCUUGGCAAUGGAAUAGAGUGGAAAGGCGGAGAUGUUGCUAACACAAUUGGUGGUGGUCAGAAAGUCCGGCUGCUUAAAGAAGCUUUGGAAAGUUAUGAUGACCACGAAGACCUUGUUGUUCUGUUUACAGACAGCUAUGAUGUCAUUUUUUCUGGUGGUCCAGAAGAGCUUCUCAAAAAAUUCCAACAAACAAACCACAAAGUUGUUUUUGCUGCAGAAGGAUUAGUAUGGCCAGAUAAGAGGUUAGCUGACAAAUACCCAGUUGUACGGAGUGGAAAACGCUUUCUCAAUUCAGGAGGUUUUAUUGGCUACACAUCACAUGUUAAUAAAAUUGCACAACAGUGGGACUUGCAAGAUAAUGAUGAUGAUCAACUUUUUUAUACCAAAGUCUACAUUAACCCCCUUCAAAGAGAACGUAUCAAUAUUACUUUGGAUCACAAAUCAAAUAUAUUCCAAAACCUAAAUGGAGCUGUUGAUGAAGUUGUAUUAACAUUUGAUAAUGGAAAAGCAAGAGUUAAAAAUUCUCAAUAUGAUACUUUACCACUCUUAAUACAUGGAAAUGGACCAACAAAGGUUCAGCUGAACUACUUUGGAAAUUACAUACCCAAUGUCUGGACUCCUGAAACUGGAUGUGGAACAUGUGACCUGAACAUGAUAGAUUUGUCUGCAGUAAAUGACUACCCAAAGGUUACAGUUGGGAUAUUUAUUGAACAGCCCACUCCAUUCCUGUCUGAAUUAUUCAGCAAAUUAAUGUCUUUGGAAUACCCUAAAGAAAAAAUGGAUAUCUUUAUUCACAACGCCGAAGUUUAUCACGAAAAACACAUUCAGAAGUUUUGGGAAGAAGCCAAGGGUGUCUAUAGGAAAUUAAAGGUUGUUGGGCCAGAGGAAAUGCUAAGUCAAGCAGAAGCAAGGAAUAUGGGAAUGGACAUAUGCCGCCAGGAUAAAGACUGCAGCUAUUACUUUAACCUAGAUGCCGAUGUUGCUUUAACAAACCCAAAAACUUUAAAAAUUUUAAUUGAACAAAACAGAAAGAUAAUUGCUCCUCUUGUAACUCGACAUGGAAAAUUAUGGUCAAACUUUUGGGGUUCCCUAAGUGCAGAUGGAUACUAUGCAAGAUCUGAAGAUUAUAUAGAUAUUGUACAAAGCAACAAAGUUGGUCUAUGGAAUGUCCCAUACAUGGCCAAUGUGUAUUUGAUUAAAGGAGAAACUCUUCGGUCAGAAUUAAAGGAGAAAAACCAUUUCAUUUUGGAUAGACUGGAUCCAGAUAUGGCUCUCUGUAGAAAUGCAAGGGAAAUGAGUUUACAAAGAGAAAAAGACUCCCCAUCUUCGGAAACUUUCCAUAUGUUCAGACCCCCAAAGGGUGUUUUCAUGUAUAUUACAAACAGACAUGAAUUUGGAAGACUUCUGUCUAUGGCCAAUUAUAAUACUACUCACUACAACAAUGACCUGUGGCAAAUAUUUGAGAAUCCAGUGGACUGGAAAGAAAAGUACUUAAAUGUAAAUUAUUCUAGGAUAUUCACUGAAAACUUUUUUGAGCAACCCUGCCCAGAUGUCUUUUGGUUUCCAGUAUUUUCUGAAAAGGCAUGUGAUGAACUUGUAGAAGAAAUGGAAAACUAUGGAGAGUGGUCUGGUUCAAGAAAUUUAGAUAAGCGAAUUGCUGGAGGAUAUGAAAAUGUGCCAACUGAUGAUAUCCACAUGAAACAGAUUGGAAUGGAAUUAGAAUGGCUUCAUUUCAUCAGGGAAUAUAUUGCACCCGUCACACUAAAAGUCUUUGCUGGCUACUAUACAAAGGGACAUGCAAUGCUGAAUUUUGUAGUGAAAUACACUCCUGAACGGCAAUCAUACCUGAGACCCCACCAUGAUGCAUCAACUUUUACCAUUAAUAUUGCACUCAACAAAAAAGGUGUUGAUUUUCAGGGAGGUGGAUGUAAAUUUGCUAGAUACAACUGUUCCCUUGACUCUCCAAGAAAAGGCUGGAGUUUCAUGCACCCAGGGCGACUUACACACUUACACGAAGGACUUCCUGUUACCAACGGAACAAGAUAUAUUGCAGUUUCAUUUAUAGAUCCAUAAACUUUAAGUUUUAACAUUUUAAAUCUGAUUUCUGAGAAAAACCAAAGACCAUUUUUUUAUGAGCAAUGUUUAUUUAUAGAAAAAAACAACUUCCAAACGAUAGCUGCCACUGUUUUAUUCUCAAAACAGUAUACUGGCAAAAUGGAUAUUUAAAAAUAAUGAAGCAUAACUCUAAAAUAAACUUUUUAUAAAUAGUACCCCAAGUUUUUUUUAGGUCAAGAUUUCUAUAAUUAGAAUUUCCUAAAAUAGUUUUUGAAAGUCCUGUAAUCAUUAGAAGACUUGUUAACGAAAGUAAUUUAAUGGUGCUUUUCAACUGUCAAUUUCCAAGUUCACUUUACUUUUGACAAAUUAUUUAUAAAUAUUCCAAUAAAUCAGGUUGUAGAGA
Molecule: messenger RNA, 2729 nt
Organism: Bombina bombina (fire-bellied toad)
Lineage: Eukaryota; Metazoa; Chordata; Amphibia; Anura; Bombinatoridae
Gene: PLOD2
Product: procollagen-lysine,2-oxoglutarate 5-dioxygenase 2
Exons: 20
Coding region: 59-2344 (761 amino acids)
Biological process (GO): peptidyl-lysine hydroxylation
Cellular component (GO): endoplasmic reticulum
Molecular function (GO): L-ascorbic acid binding; iron ion binding; procollagen-lysine 5-dioxygenase activity
Source: RefSeq, a predicted model, not a curated record